This is a messenger RNA of Paramecium tetraurelia, 885 nucleotides long. RefSeq lists its product as uncharacterized. The transcript is spliced from 4 exons. Gene Ontology annotation, cellular component: plasma membrane. NCBI's taxonomy places the organism in Eukaryota, Ciliophora, Oligohymenophorea, Peniculida, Parameciidae. The record is from RefSeq and is a predicted model, not a curated record.
AUGAAUUAAUUAUAAAUAUGUAUCAUUAACAAAAAAUUAGUCUAUCCUCAAGCUAAUUAAGAAGAAUUCUAAAAUUAAGAUAAAAACAAAAAUGUCAAAUAUCCAAGAGAGGAAAUAGAGGAGCUAGAAGAUGAACCAGAAUUUGAUGGGAAAUAUUAAAAGUGUUUAUUUAAAUGUGGAGAAUGCUUGAAGUGUUUUGGAACAUAUUGUCCAUAUAACAUUAUUGUAGGAAAAACAUUUCGUUAAAUACAGCAAGGAUUUGCUGGGGUACUUUUACGUUUUGGGAAAUAUUAUAAAACAACUUCUGCUGGAAUACUUCAGUUGAAUCCUUGUACUGAUACUUUAUUCAUUGUUGAUUGUAGAACGUAACUGUUAAAUUACGAAAAUUAAUCAGUAAUAACAAAAGACAACAUUUAAAUUGAAGUCAGUGUUUCUUUAUAUAUGAGGGUUAUAGAGCCAAAAAGAAUGAUUUUCAAUAUAUAUGGUUUUUUUGAAUAAGCAAUUUUUGGAUUAACCUAAACGUCUAUUAGAAGUGUAAUUGGAGCUUUUACAUUUUAAGACUUGCUUUCAGAAAGAAAUGAAAUCUAGAUCUUGAUAAAAGAGUUUGUGGAAACACACUCAACAGAUUGGGGUAUAGAAAUAGAAGCAAUCAUGAUAAAUAAUAUUUAAAUGGAUUAACAGACAUAGAAUACGUUGGCAUAAGUAGCCACAGAAACAAGAGCAGCUUAGGUCAAAAUUCUCAUGGCAUAAUCGAAUGUGUAAUCAGCAAAAAUGAUGAAGGAAGCUGCUGAAAUGUUAAAUAGUAGGGCUGCAAUGCAAAUUAGAUAUUUGGAAAUCGUAGGAAAUGUAGGAAAUGAGGCUUAAACAAAAGUAGUGAUUAUGUGA